Messenger RNA from Penaeus indicus, 429 nucleotides. RefSeq lists its product as uncharacterized. Lineage: Eukaryota; Metazoa; Arthropoda; Malacostraca; Decapoda; Penaeidae. The transcript is spliced from 4 exons. Bases 1 to 429 code for a protein of 142 amino acids. The record is from RefSeq and is a predicted model, not a curated record.
AUGGCGGAGACUGGAGCAGCUGAGGUCGGGAACUCGAGGACCAAGUGCUGGAGAGAGAUGGUAAGGGAAGUGUGGUCUGUGUUGGUUGCAGCCUCUACUGUGACGUGGAUCGCGGCUGUGUUGGGCAUGCUAAGAGUAACUGAGGCCCAUGCUAACACUGUUACCUACACCUUUACACAGUUCCCUUAUAAAGAAUCUGUGGCUAAUGAGAAGCUGUGGUCAGAGUAUGAGGUAGCCUGUGCGCAGUCCCCAAGGUGCCUGGAGCUCCGAGGCGUGCAGCACACGCGUUGUGUCCGUCAGUGUGUGUCUCCUUCUUGCUACCUUGACAUCUAUACUCAUGAUGAGCUUGAAGAAGGAGAAAUUGAUGUGCGACUGUCUUCCUUCAAAGGAUGCUUUCUCCAACGUAUGUCAGGACAUCGGCGACCCUGA